AUGUCCCUCCGAAGACCGCGCACUAGCGAAAUGGCCAGCGAUAACACUCCAAUCCUCCAACUCCAAGAUGACCGUCGUGCUCCCCCAACUUGGCGAAGGCGGCGUGUCGCGCGUUCGCUCACCCGACACUGGAAGGUCGUAGUCGGCGUCCUCAUCUUGUGUCUUAUCGAAUCCGUCGUUCAUGUGCGCAGCUUCAGAAUCCAGCGGCCAGCAACCAAUCUCGAUCCCCCGUUCCACGUCGGUUGCCAGACGCCCAUUCUCAACACCACCGAGCGUGCCAAUGCCGCGAUGGUUAUGCUGGCGCGGAACACGGAUGUCGACGGCGCCAUUGAUAGCAUACAGAGUGUUCAGAAUCAGUUCAACCAGCACUUUGGAUACCCUUGGGUUUUUCUCAACGACAAGGAUUGGUCGCCCGAGUUCGUCUCGAGAGUUGGCAAAGUCGUGAAAGAGACUGGCGGCGGCGAAGCAUAUUUCGAGACGAUUCCUACCUACAUGUGGGGAUAUCCUCCCUGGAUCGAUCAGGGAAAAGCACGACAGGAGAUGGAGAGCAUGCAAAACAGGCGAAUUGCCUAUGCCGAUAUCGAGAUUACCUGCGCAUUGACCUAUGACCCGUUCGUCGAGAUGGAGCGGAACGACAAACGCUACGGCUAUACUGUUGCUCUUUGGGAGCUUGGGAAGACUGUACCGACUCUUUUCCAGAAGCUAUCCGAUUGGAAGAACAAGCGAAAUAUGCCCUCGACUUCGUUGUGGACCGCCAUGAUGGCCCCCGCAUGGCUUCCGUGGCCGUUUCGCAAGAUUCUGCGCCUUUUGCGUAACCGCGACGGCAAUGGGGACAUGUGGAACAUGUGCCAUUUCUGGUCCAAUUUCGAAAUCGCUGACAUGACUUUCUUCCGUUCGCAAGAGUAUCGCGAAUUCUUCCAAUUCCUCGAUGAAGAUGGUGGCUUCUACUACGAGCGCUGGGGAGAUGCCCCUGUUCACAGCCUCGCCGCUGGGCUGUUGCUCCGCCCUGAUCAGGUACAUCACUUCUCUGACUUGGGCUACGUGCACAAACCAUUCCAAUACUGCACUUUUGCGCCCCAUGAGGACGCAUUCAAGCGAGGCGAGCUGGUCCCUGACUUUGAUGCCAACGACGUGAGAAAAGCUACGGAGAAGGAAAUUGGAUGCAACUGCUUCUGUGACCCCAACAUUGCCCAGGUCGCCCCCGAGUGCUUCAACAGGAUCAAGAGUACCGUCAUGUGA
Emericellopsis cladophorae is the source of this 1239-nucleotide messenger RNA. RefSeq names its product O-glycoside alpha-1. Gene Ontology annotation, cellular component: Golgi apparatus; membrane. Gene Ontology annotation, molecular function: alpha-1,2-mannosyltransferase activity. NCBI's taxonomy places the organism in Eukaryota, Fungi, Ascomycota, Sordariomycetes, Hypocreales, Bionectriaceae. The transcript has 2 exons. The record is from RefSeq and is a predicted model, not a curated record. Bases 1 to 1239 code for a protein of 412 amino acids. Gene Ontology annotation, biological process: cell wall mannoprotein biosynthetic process; protein N-linked glycosylation.